CAAACAAGGAACCAAUGAAAAACAUGGCGACCAUGGUAAAACUUGACAGGCUUACCGGCAAAGUUGUUGAGGAAACUUUCAUACAAAACAGAGAUGCCGAGGAGAAUCGUCUAAAAGAAUAUGAAGCAGCGCUGAAGAUCCAGAGCUGGUUCCGAGCCGUCAGGGUCAGGUCUUACAUCAAGUUUCUGCACAGAUGUGCCGUCACCAUCCAGAGACACUGGAGAGGCUUCCUGGGCAGGGGGGCCUUCCGCACCCUGGUCAAGAAUUCAGUCUUUGUGAUGAGAAUGAACUUCUACAACAAGAUGGUGGUCAGGAUCCAGAAAAGGUGGAGAGGAUAUUAUGUUCGCAAAUAUGUGCACAACUACUAUGCCAGGAAGAGAUACCUGGAGGGAUUGCAGAUAAAGAACCAAAUCGUCAGGAGUGAGCUGAGUGAAUAUGCAGAGAUGCACAAAAGAGAAAGGGAGAAGAGAAGGCAGGAGUUGGAGGAGAAGAAAGAGAUUUACAGUGCCAGAAAAAACCACUACCUUCUCAGCACACACCAGAUCUCUGGUAUCUACAACUCUCCAUACAAGCCCUUCCCUGAUGAGAUGGAGUACCGCCUGAUGUCAGUCAAGCCCCUGAGCCACAAGAGGCCGCUCAGGCCCAGGGACAGCACCAUGGGGCUGGUGGACCCCUCCCCGCCCGGGGUCCCCCCUGCCUUACCCCAGUCUGCACCUCUGCCUCCCAUUGACAAGAAAAAACCACAGGGUCCUUUCCGCCAGCCUACAGAAGUGUAUGCACAGCGGUACAGGCCCCUGGAACCCACACUGCGGGUGGCAACAGACUAUACAUCUGAGGAGGAGGCAAGAGUAGCAAUGAAGCGCAAGGAGUGGGAGGGGAGAAUAAAUGACAACACUUUCCUGCCGUUCACCAGGAGAGAUCGCCCGUACAGCCCCCUGCUGCACACCACGUCCCAGUACGGGGCCCUGCCAUAUGGCACCAGGCACUUCAGACAUGAGAAGAAAGAGACUGAUGAUGAUAGGUUCAAGUUGGUGUGUUCUCCCAUCCCAAUCCUGGAGAAGUUCAAUGAGACCUUCUCCAAGGGACAGGUGGCACUGUAAACUCACCCUGCAUCAAGCACCACAGUGCCUUUAACAUGCCUUACAUGUACCUUACUGUGCAUCUCAAGGAAGUUGACAGAACAGUGAAAUUUGGUUCUCAAUAUUGGCUUCAUAAGAAAUGAAUAUUAAGACACACAUAUAAAGACACACAUUUGUGCCAUGUUGCCAUCACGUGGACAUAAUAGAAUGAUCGUUAGUUGACUUUUUGUCACUUCUGAAGAAUUCCUGGUCUAUAUAA
Messenger RNA from Branchiostoma belcheri (Belcher's lancelet), 1338 nucleotides. Its product is annotated as spermatogenesis-associated protein 17-like. Gene Ontology annotation, cellular component: spindle pole. Gene Ontology annotation, biological process: mitotic cell cycle; spindle organization; establishment of meiotic spindle localization. The transcript is spliced from 10 exons. The record is from RefSeq and is a predicted model, not a curated record. Gene Ontology annotation, molecular function: protein binding. NCBI's taxonomy places the organism in Eukaryota, Metazoa, Chordata, Leptocardii, Amphioxiformes, Branchiostomatidae. The coding region runs from base 15 to 1100 and encodes 361 amino acids.